UGUAGCAUUGUUCAACUGUAGUCAUGUAUGUUUUAGUUCAAUUUAUGGUGUUGACUAAGAAUGCACUGUUGUAUUACUUACCUGCAUAUUUUGGAGCACUCUGACAACAUUUUUGCACAAAAUCAAGUGUUUAUGAUCAUGGCGGAUGUCGCAAUGAUGGUGAGCUCAAACAGCCUUUGAUUUGCCAAUCUUGGUCACAUGACUGUACAUCCGCUCCGUGACUGUUGCUGUUUGGCAGCUAUGACAACGAGCUUUGAAAGUUGUAUGAAUGGCUUCACCGAGGAAGAAGCUUUUCCCCUCUAAAGUGCAUCAAAAGUCUCUGAAAUGUACCGUAUACUUGGACGUUCAGAGAGUAAGUCACAUGUCCAGGAUUGCUCCUCUCUAAAACGAAUGCUGUCUACCUCAGUGUGUGUAUCAUGGGACAGUACAGGAAGACUCCCUGUUUGCCACCUGCAUUCCCUUUACUCUUCCAUCACAACAUGGUUUUUGUCAAGACUUUCCCCGGUGUUGCUGACCCUGCUGAUGUAGCUGACCUCCUCCAAGCUGACACAACAUCUUUUGAGCUGAUUCAGUUGGUGCCUCCAGAGGGUGAGAUCCUAGCCACGAUGGAGGAAAAUAGCAGAGAUUUCCUGUACCCUGGUCCCAGACUGAGCUCCAGAAAACUAGCUGAAGAAAGAGAGAUACUGAUGAAGAGAUCGUGCUCAUUUCCUGGAAUCUCCCCCAAAGUGGAGUUCAGCACGACAUCAAUCAUAGAAGAGAGUGAUGGGAGAGACAGUUUGCCUGCUUCACCUACUUCCUGUCUUUCUUCGGUGAGGCAGUCUUCAAAAAAGUCCCCUCCGCUCGGCAGGAGUUUUUCCAAAAUAGACAAUGCCGACUGUGUCUCUUCGAAAGGUGAGAAGGAAAAGCUGAAUGAUGAGGCAAUAAUUACAACCUCUGUUCCGUCCUCAACAUCCAGAUGCUCCCCUUCUUCAUGCGCAUCUGCCCGUAGUCCCCAAAAAAACAAGAAGGAAAGAAAACACACACCUUCCAGAGUUUCCAUAGACUUUGGUUACCAGCAGCCCACAGUUUCCUCAAGGACCCGAGCCUUAUCCCCUUACACCCACCGCAAGAUGUGCCAGCUUUCAGAAGACGCCCAGCAGAGGCUCAGCCAUCUCCAGCUAGGGCCUCACCACUUCAGGAGGGAGACUGAGAGCCAGCUGCCCUUUUUGGUAUCUGUUUGCAGUAAUGUCUCUGGGAUGGGAACUCUUUCCUCCUCUGCUCAGAGUGAUAGUACACAUGGACGCUCUGUCAGCUUCACAGCUGAUCACCCAGAUUCUUCUUCUCUCUUGGGGAGUUAUAGACCGAGAACAGCCAGAGUGAAGUCAGGCUCUGUGAGGGUCCAGUCAUCUCCAGAGAGACAGUCCAGGCCUGAAGCCCAAACCCAAAGCCCUGUGAGAGGUGCUGCGCUAGCUCAGUCCACCCUGACUGUGUCACACUCCACAAGUCCUCUGAGUCUCAGCCAUUCACUCAGAAAAAGACUCCAGACAAGCCAGCCCAGUCCAUCCUACUCGGAGCAGAUCCACAGCCGAGUCCAGAGGAUUCUGCAGACACACAAAACCACCUGGGAUCCUCAAGUGUCCUUUGACCUUUAACUUACUGAUCUCUCCACAAGGUGACAAAACCACUGAGGUUUAAAUACAAAGACUAUUCACUGUUAAACCAGUCACUCUAAUAAUGCACACUUAAAGCAGAUAUUAACUUUAAUCUGCCUUAUGUCUGUAGAAAUGGAUGAACACACACACAUUAAUGUACCUUAACCUCAGGAUUUUAUCAUUCAGUGAGUCAAACCAUCUCAAACGCUUGUAUCUUCAUUUAUCCCCCUUUGAUGUUCAUCUAAAUUUCCAACUAUCGCAGGCGCCCGCUGAGCCGUGUUUGUCGUCGUCACUCCUCAAAACAGCGAGGAAAUUUGCAGGGGUUGCGUUCAAAAGCAUAGCAGCACGGAUUCCCUCCCACCCAUCAGCUGGGCUGGUGUCUUAAAACACCCCGAUGGUGAAACCAAACAGAGACGUUGUCUAAUUUCCGCAAAGCCGUGUGUGAAAUUGGCUCGGGUAUAAAGAAGCAACAGUUUGUGUGUGUGUGUGUGGGAAGGAGACAUGGUGGAUGUAAGCUGCAGCUGUUAAGGGCUCAUCUCUCACAACACAAAGGAGAGACAAGAAGGUAGCCAAGAGCCACCGUUGGGAGCCAGCAGCUACGAGAGAUUUAAGAGAGAGGGGGAACAAAAGUAAUCCUGAAUGAAAGAGCAGGAGACACAAAGAAAUUUAGCCUGAAUAUAAAUUAAGACGUUCAGAUCCAUAGUGCCACACUGAAAUGUCUUAAACAUUCAGAGUGUAUGCAGUGUUGUACGUAUGUGCUCAUCAGAGAUCAUCUGCUCGUCAUAGUGAACACAUUGUCUGUGAUUUCAUUCAACCAUAGAAGCUGAAUUACCGCUUUUAUCAUGGCUAAAAAAACAAACAAAAAAGAAAUCCAGCUGUGUUGUGCGCUCCCGUCACAGCUUUACUUAUAAAAGGAUUAAUUUAUUUAAUUCUGAGUUAUAUUAAAUAUGGACUAGAGCAGUAUUAUGCCCCUUUGCCUCAGUCAGGGUGCAGUUUACAUCCAUGUCUGUCCAGACUCUUAUAAAGUGACUAAUAGAGAGCUGCAGAAUCAUCAAAAAUGAGAGAACAGGUGAAAGAUCACUUCUUUAAUGCGGUUGCUCCUAACUUAAUGUGUGAACCCAUCUAUUCCAUUUUAAAUGACUGUAUUACUUUUAUGUAGAGUUUGUCUUUUAAAUGUUAAUAUUAGCAGUAGGGAUCAUCAAACACUGGCAUGAUUGUGAGUAUUUCUCAACAGUAUUUCAUGUUUUAUUCUGGUUCUCACUUGGUUCUGUGCUUUUCUUUUUCAUGAGGUCAUCUUUUUUCAGAGUAAUCAAAAACAGUAAUUUAAAGGCCCUCUCCAGUCAAAAAUGUCUUUUUCUUCUUGUUUCUUCUGUUGAGUGUUUGAGCUUCACUGUGUAAAAUAACGUAUGUGCAGUUUGACACUAGGAGUCCGAUUUCACCGUCACCUCCUGAAAGUAUAAGGUUUGUGUGAUGUGGAAACGCAUACUGAAAUAUGCCUUUCAGUGAAGGAAGAGACAUCUUGUGUCCAGCAGCUAACUGGUGAAAUGAAAAAUAAGUACAUAUUAACAUAUUCAGAAAUUUUAAAUGAGGGAGAAGGACUAGAUGUCAUUUUAAAGAUAACCGAAAAAACAGACACAAGUUAUUUACCUUAGAAUAUUUUAUAUAAACCGCUUUGUAGGGGCUCUUCAAAGUUUUUAAUGACGGCUAAAUGUAUUUGAUACGCUGUUACCCCCAGCGUAAUGAAAAAAUGAUCACCUGACACUUGAUUCUGUUUGAAUAAUGACAGUGACAUUUGAUCCCACAGGACGUGCGGUGAGUUCAGUUCAGAAGAACCCGUACAAACACUUGUGCCAGUCAAAACAGUAGUGUUUUAAUGUUGACUGUUAUUACUGUACAGCAAAAUAAACACCUAUUUAGUUAAAAA
This is a messenger RNA of Scatophagus argus, 3555 nucleotides long. It is a transcript of the gene spata6, whose product is annotated as spermatogenesis associated 6. Gene Ontology annotation, biological process: spermatogenesis. Gene Ontology annotation, molecular function: myosin light chain binding. The transcript is spliced from 11 exons. The coding region runs from base 417 to 1631 and encodes 404 amino acids. The record is from RefSeq and is a predicted model, not a curated record. NCBI's taxonomy places the organism in Eukaryota, Metazoa, Chordata, Actinopteri, Scatophagidae.